Molecule: messenger RNA, 1377 nt
Organism: Biomphalaria glabrata
Lineage: Eukaryota; Metazoa; Mollusca; Gastropoda; Planorbidae
Exons: 2
Coding region: 79-1212 (377 amino acids)
Molecular function (GO): GTP binding
Source: RefSeq, a predicted model, not a curated record
UCGUUUAGCCAGAUACUUUCCGGGCCAGCUGUGCCAUUAUUUACAAAGAGAAAUGUGACUUAUAGUCAAAACAAAUGUAUGGCAGAAAAAUUUAUAUACCUAGACCUACUUCUGGUCGGCAAAACAGGACAUGGCAAAAGCGCGACCGGAAAUGCUAUUUUAGGACGAAAAUUAUUCACCAGCUGUGGGAACAUGGAGUCCGUCACAAAUGGGGUCGACUUUAACGUCGGUAAAAUCGAAGGUAGAAUUGUCACAGUUGUCGACGUCCCUGGAGUUUGCGACACUGGGAAAAACAAAGACGCCUGGCUGACACACAUAUUAGAUUGCGCCAUAGCAGCUCACCCAGGGGGCUAUCACGCUCUGCUGCUCGUCUACAAAUAUGGAACUAGAUUCACACAAGAGGAAGAGGAAACGAUUGCUUUCUUAAAAGAUAAACUGGGACAGGAUUUUAUUCGGAAUCAUGCCAUAGUUGUCCUAACUAACGGAGACACUUUUGUUAAAGAAGGGAAUUCUAAAGCUGAAUUUGAGAACUGGUGCAGGAAACAAGCUGGGCCGUUUGGUGAGAUUUUAAAAGAAUCUAGCUAUAGAGCGGUAAUAUUUGAAAACCUUACACGUGAUGAAAGUAUAUUAGAAACUCAAAGAAAAGUUCUUCUUCAGGUUAUAGAAAAUAAACUUAAUGGCAAGCGAUACGACCAUUCUCUUUUCAAGUUGGCUCAAACAAUACACGAGGAUGUCAUACAAGAAGUGAAGCCUAAGGUUACUGAAGAUAUGAUUAACACUUGCAGUCUCAUCAUGCAAGAUGUGGAAGAAAAUGUCAACAAUCCUGAAACCGAGCAGUCUGAAAAAAAUCUGGCACAUUUAAUGAAAGAGACGGCCAAUUUGGAAAAAACUGUCAGACUAAAAGAUACCUCUGAAUUAAAAGAUUUGUUUGAAAUGACCAGGUCAAUGAAAGAAAUCAUUAGUGAAGAGAAGAAGAAAAAGAAAUCAAGUCAAAAGUCAGUGAAAUCGCGAAACGCAUCAAUUGGUGAAUUGGUGAAAAACUUGCAGCCAGCAAAAUUUGAGGCUUUUCUGCAUGGUGGUGUGCAAACAAAUUUCCAGAAGUUAAAAAACACUUACCAACUCACUGUCACAGAUAGAGUGUUCAAGAAACUCCAUCAAGGGCCUAUUCUGAACUUGCAAAACGGGCUUAUCAGUAGCAGUACGUCGUGUUAGGGCCAGUAGUGCUUGGGUUGAUUUUUUUUUUGAAGGACAAGAACUUUUGUUGUAUCUGUAUUCAAGUUAUGUAUUCAUAUUUCAAAAUGUGUUAAGUUACAAAAACAAAAUUACAUUUUUUACCGAUGUUUAAACAAAUAAUUUAUUACAGCUUGGUAUCGUAAA